UAUUAGAUGGAACACUGAACUAGAAGAAGAUUGCAGGGCACAAGGAAGCAAAUCUGCCCAGGAGUGGAAUUGAGAGGGGUCCAUGGCAGGCUUAGCCAACACUCCCCAAAGUCACUCCCAGUCAGGUUAUGGCAUGGCUUAUUUACUUGAGUCAUCUGGAUAUUAUAUUCCCUGUUCUCUGCUAUAGGACCCUGUAGUCUGUAAUCUGGAUGAUACAGAUGGCACCUACUAACCGGAAAGAAAUGAUGCUCCAGAGCUUAGCUCAGUUACUGAAGGAUUCUGGAGACUUGAUUCUAGAUGGCACUAGCACUUUGACCUUAUAUACCACCACACUGCAAAUUCUCACUCAGAUAUUUGAGCAGCACUUAAUACCACGGAAUCAGAACCAUGGCUUCAUUGCACUCUCGUCACACCCUGCUGAAACAUCUGCUAUUCUUCAAGCCCAGUUCCUCUUUGAUGUCUUGCAGAAGACUCUCUCGCUGAAGCUCAUUCACGUUCCUGACUGUAGCUUGCCUGCUGCUGUGAAGAUUUUCCCCUUCAAAUCUUUGCGACGUUUAGAGCUAAAGUGUGUCCCUCUGCACUGUCUGCGGGGCCUGCGGUUGGUCUAUUCCCAGCUGGAGGCUUUGACCUGCUCUAAAUGUGUGAGCUCCCUGGAGGAGAUCAUCUCAGCAUGUGGAGGGGACCUCAGUUCAGCCCUGCCUUGGCUGGAACUACAGUCAGUCAACUUCAGCUACAACUCCAUUGCUACCUUAGAUGAUUCACUGCAAUUGUUGAAUGCCCUGAAGGCGCUGGAUCUUAGUCACAAUGAACUCCAGGACUGUGAGCACUACUUGACAGUGCUGACAGAGCUGGAAUACUUAAAUGUGGCCUAUAACUCCCUUCCCAAGAUGCCUGAUCUUGGACUGCACAGUCAGGUUAAACUGAUGACCCUGAUCCUGCGGUACAACCAACUUGACAGUAUUAAUGGGGUGGAACGGUUACCUCUCCUUCAGCACCUUGAUGUUGCCUAUAACUUACUACUGGAUCACACUCUUUUAGAACCACUAUCCUUGCUGCACAACUUGAAAAAACUGCAUCUUGAAGGGAAUCCAUUAUGUUUCCAUAAGAAUCACCUGCCUGCUACCAUAAUGCACUUGUCUCUGAGGGCCAUUUCUUCUAACUUCUUCCUUGAUGAAGAGCCACUAUCUGCUUCUGACCUGCAGCAUCUCCCAAAGCUGAAUCGGAUGGCUGCUCAGCCAGUCUGCACCCCAGUCUCGGAGAGGGCCCUAACAGAUCGCAGUGUCCUAGAAAGUUCUUGUAUGGCAGACCAAAGUGAUAGCCAGUCCACUGGAGAGAGCAAAUUGCCCACUCGGAAGAAAACAAAGGGGAAAGUUAAAAGGGUGCGCAGGGCCAGCAUUUCAGAGCCAAGCGAUACAGAACAUGAGUACGCAACACAACCUCUUUCAACAGGUAUAGUUCAGCAGCACCAGGCAGAGAUGGAGCGUAUGGACAGUUUCCGGGAACGCUUUGGUCCACACUGGCUGCAGUAUAGGCGGCAUCUAGAAGCAGAAGGACAGGCAGGGCCCAUUACCCCCUCUCAAAGCCCUACAACUGACUCUCUAGGCAGCUCGAAUGGGGCUUCUGAGCAGAGCAAGAACAGAGUGCAGGAGCAGAAGAUUCCUGAUGUUGUCAAGGGGAAAGAAGUGGAAUUGCCACAGGCUGAAGUUGUUGUGGAAGGUCUCCAGACAGUAGUGGAAACCAAUGGACUGGCUGUUAAAGAAGAGAAAGAUCAAGAGGAAAAACUGGAAGUGGACCUCUGCCAGCCAGUGUUGGUGAGCCAGAUAGAAGGUGACUGUGACCCAGAACCAGACUGGAUCUUCUUACGAGUCACUGCCCAGCAUGUGAUGGAAGUGGAACUGAAAGCAGCCAGGGUUCUGCACAGGUUGGAGCUGCAAAGCCUGCAGAAAGUAGAGACUUCAGAAAUGAACUGGAGAAGGAUGGAGCUGGAGCGUGCGUUUCCUGUCCUCACCUUGCAUUUUAGUUACAUCUGCAAGGACCGUCAGAAGCGUCGGUACAUAGUGCUGGAUGAUGAUCCCGAGCUAUGUGUACAGAACUUGCUAAGAGUGCUGGCACCCACCUUGGAAAAAAACCAGAAGAAGAGCAGAGAUGACGGAGGCCCAAAGCUCCAGUGCCUGAAAUGCAAACAGGAGUUUGCUGGGGGCCUGUUGCUGAGAAGGGAGACUCCAGGUCCUGCUAAAGGGACUCCAGCUUUCUCCGAGCAAGGCAUUGCUGGCCGCAGUGAACCCAUCAUCUGCCCCAGCUGCUCCAGCGACCAUGUGAUCAUCCUCCCCUGUGAGAGGCGCUCUAGCACACCCCUGCCCUCUCAGGAGUGCCUUGGUGAGAGCCAGCAAGAGGCAGAGGCGGGGAAGUUCUACAUUGGCGAAGAGACCAACUCUGAAAUGGGCACCUACUCCAGCAGCCGGACUCAGGAGCUGAGCAGCGACCAGAGCAGUGCUGCACAUUCCAGUUCUCACAGUUCAGAAGCUGAUGCCAGCAGGAAGGACUUGAGUUCCAAGGGGCGCGACUCCUCGCUUAGCCACACGGACACCAAUGGGGGGAGCCUGAUGGGGAGCUAUCAUUAUGGCCCUUCCCGUGGGCCCACCCCUUCCCAGCUGUCUCUGAGCUUGGAGCACGAGGAGCACUGGAACCUUAGCCCCCCCACCAACAGUCUGUUGGGCAUGAGGGACUUCUCCUCUGUGGACCAUCGGCUCAAGCUUUAUUUGGACAUGGAAGUUUUUGAGGAGUCGGAAGAGUUCAAGUGCUUUCUCAAGGUAGCUGUGGUAAAGAAUGGCCGGCUUGGGGAGUUCCUUGCACUCCUGGUAGCUUCAGAUGUCCAGUUCUAUGUGUUGGAGGUGAAGGGGGAGAUCAGGGGGCAGCCGUCAGAUUGGCUGAAGAAGAGUGACAGUCACUACCUGUCUGACCUCUCUCACCUGGAAGUGGGGCUGUGCCACCAGAGCUUGCAUGUGGAGUUUGUGAACCCCUCUGCCUCCUACAACCUGCUGCUUCGCAACCAGAGCCGUUGCAAAAGAUUCCUGCAGUGCCUGACAUAUCUUAUGCAGGAAUUGCCAGUCAAAAGCAGGAGAAAAGUCCCAGAGAUUACUGUGACAGAAAUGAACCCGCAGCAUCUGUUAUGGCCACUACUUGAGAAGGACCUGUCGAGAGAAGCUGCAGGGAGCUCAGCCAAGCCUUUCUUCUAUCUCUUAGCAUAUCUCAUUCAAGGUGCUUCUGCCUUUCCUGUGACCUUGCUCAGCACCCGUAGCAACCUGUUCUUGGUCGAAGAAGAUCACCAGAAGCAAAAAACUCCCCCCGCCUCUGGCUUAGGCAGCGAUGCUGAGAAGCAGCUCAAGAAUGGCUUCCAGCUGAAAGAGAACCAGCCAAUCAGCAGCAUCAGUGGUGUUGUGCUUUACCACUUCUUCCCUUGUGAUGUAAAGCUGCAGCUUUAUGAUGAGGUCCUAAAGGUGGAGAGCACUUGGCAUUUGCGCACCGAGUGUCCAGACCUGCUAGCUGAUCUGGUGGAGUGGCUGCGUGUGCCCUGGGAAGAGAUGUUCUCGAUCUCCCUCCGUAAGAAGGUGCUUGAGGUGUUGGAGUGAGUGAGAGAGAACAUAGAGAGCUCUUGCUGAAACAUUUCCAUCCCUAAACGGUUGGCAGGACAGAUCUUGGGCCACCUCCUAGUCUCUGCCUGACUUCACCAUUUUGUACAUUGCACAUUGCUGCUCUCGGAAGUAGUCCCAGCAACCCCCGAUAACCGAUAAGUGGUCCACUUGCACCCAUCCUCUUUGUUUUGAUAGCACAGAGAUUCAGCCAGUUCAACCGUCAUGCCGCAGGGCCUUCUAUGGGCAGAAGGUGAGCCAGCCACAGUCGGGCCACAGAUUGUUUCCUAUUGGACUGGAGGUGGCUCCGUGGCCAGUCCUGUACUGUCCAAAGCAGUUCCAUGUGCACAUGUCACUUUCUGCUGGGUAGUCGUUGCUGAAGAUCCUAGAGCAGGGCAUGCCAGAUGGCCAGUCCCAGGUCUAGACUGUGCACAGAGCUGGUCCGCGUUGGUUCAGAUACGGAGCCUGCUCUCUGCUUUGAGCUCUCAGUGCAGAUUCUGGAGCACUGAUGGUCCUUCCUUGCAUAAUAAUGUGGGGCUCGUUCGCCAGAGUGGCCACAAACGGCAGAUGCUGGACUCUUGUGUUCCUGCCCUGGCCCGGCCUUUCUAAGGGCUGCCCUAGCUACUGGGACAGGGAUUUGAGAUUGUGGAUGCAGAUACUCAGGGUUUGGGAUGACUGGAAGCCAUCUUUCCAGGCAAGGACAAACAAAUAUCAGUUUUAACUGUGAGUCUUUUAAAAAAAAUUCUGUGUGAAUAAAAGUGGCUAUAUUUAUUAA
Hemicordylus capensis (graceful crag lizard) is the source of this 4404-nucleotide messenger RNA. It is a transcript of the gene STK11IP, whose product is annotated as serine/threonine kinase 11 interacting protein. NCBI's taxonomy places the organism in Eukaryota, Metazoa, Chordata, Lepidosauria, Squamata, Cordylidae. The transcript is spliced from 26 exons. Gene Ontology annotation, molecular function: protein binding. Gene Ontology annotation, cellular component: cytoplasm. Gene Ontology annotation, biological process: intracellular protein localization. The record is from RefSeq and is a predicted model, not a curated record. Bases 210 to 3629 code for a protein of 1139 amino acids.